This is a messenger RNA of Thalassophryne amazonica, 4126 nucleotides long. It is a transcript of the gene trib1, whose product is annotated as tribbles pseudokinase 1. Gene Ontology annotation, biological process: positive regulation of proteasomal ubiquitin-dependent protein catabolic process; regulation of MAP kinase activity; protein phosphorylation. Bases 489 to 1565 code for a protein of 358 amino acids. Gene Ontology annotation, molecular function: mitogen-activated protein kinase kinase binding; protein kinase activity; ATP binding. Gene Ontology annotation, cellular component: nucleus. NCBI's taxonomy places the organism in Eukaryota, Metazoa, Chordata, Actinopteri, Batrachoidiformes, Batrachoididae. The record is from RefSeq and is a predicted model, not a curated record. The transcript is spliced from 3 exons.
UGCUGCUGUAAAUCACCUGAUUACAGCAUCCUGGAUCUCAUUUGGAAACGUGUCAGGGGCGACACUGAAAUAUCACAGAUCUGUCACCGGGCUGUUUCAUCAGACUCAGAAGGCUGAGCUGGAGUCGGUGCCGUUACAGGAUUGCUCAAUGGCUGUGUGUCACCAGGAGGUUGGACUGGUCGGGAGGAGUGUUUGAGCAGCUCAGGGCGCAACAUCAUCGGAGCUCACUGUCUCUUUGCCUCUGUCUGUGUGAGAGUCUCUCUCUCCUCUCUCUCUCACUGAGGAUUUCUCACCCUAAAGUCGAUCAUUCACUCGCUGGAGGAUUUGGAUUACAGCCAGCGCCACGCGUAAAAACCUGAUUUUACAAGAAUGAGCACAAAUGGAAGACACCGUUUGUAAUUCAUUUUAAGAGUCAAAGGACACGUCCCCAAAGAGACAAGACCGCAGUUUUUGGGGGGGUGUUUUUGGUGGGAAAUCAGUGCGUCGGGAUGAACUUGCAGUGGAGCAGUCCGGUGCCCUGCAUCCGCGCCCGGAGAGCCGCGCACAAGCGGCUGGAGUCGGACGACCAGCCGCCGGCUAAAUGCGCCAGGCUGAGCGCCGAGGCGGGAGACGCGCACGGACUCCUCCUCGGCACCUCUCCCGGGUCUCCGGUGAGCCAGACAUCGGCAUCGAACCCCGUCCCGGCGACCCACCAGGGUCCAUCCAGGAUAGGACCGUUCCUGCUUCUUCCCCUGGCGGAACGGGAGAGCGUGCACAGCGCGAUGAACACGGACACGGGCGACGAGCUGGUGUGCAAGGUCUUUGACAUGGGGGUCUACCAGGAGAAGAUGCGACCCUACGGGGUUCUACCAGCGCACAGGAAUGUGGCCGCCAUCAGGGACAUCAUCCUCGGUGACCGCAAGGCAUAUGUGUUCCUGGAGAAGGACUUUGGGGACAUGCAUACUCUGGUGAAGAGCUGCCGCAGGCUGGAUGAGGAGCGGGCCCGCAGUCUCUUUCAGCAGGUGGCGCUGGCCGUGGCGCACUGCCACCGCGCAGGUGUUGUGCUAGGUGACCUCAAACUUCGCAAGUUCAUCUUCGCUGAUGAGAAAAGGUCACAGGUGAGACUAGAAAGCCUGGAGGACUGUCGGGUCCUGGAAGACCCAAAUGACGACUCCAUGUCAGACACGCACGGCUGCCCCGCCUACGUCAGUCCAGAGAUCCUGAGUGGCUCCGCCCCUUACUCUGGAAAGAUGGCUGACAUGUGGAGCCUGGGGGUCAUGCUGUACACCAUGCUGGUGGGCCGUUACCCCUUCCACGACCCAGACCCUGCCACGCUGUUCUCUAAAAUCCGCAGAGGCCAGUGCUGUUUGCCAGAGGGCUUGUCGCCCAAAGCCAAGUGUCUUCUGCAAAGCCUGCUGAGGAAGGAACCGGGAGAGAGACUCACAGCAAGCGAGCUGCUCGCUCACCCGUGGUUCCACAAGCCGCCAUCGCCACAGGAAGCAGCGGCGGGUGAACAGGAAGGGACCUCGGGAGAACAGAUUGUGCCAUCAUUUGACGUGGAGGAAGAAGACGAUCUAUUCUGUUGACGGACUCUGUUCUUCUGAAUGAGGACCAAAAACCAAACAACAAAAAACAUUGCUAUAAGUUUUGUUUUUUAAAAACCCAUUGGCACUUUUUAGAACUCCAUUUGUGUACUGUUGUGUCAACACACACACACACCCUCAAGCUUUCUACACAAACUUACUGUACUGUAUAGUGUUGUCAGAUACGUGUUACCUCCUAAGGGCAUUGUUCACAAUGGUCACUCAUUGUGUUUCUCUAUAUGUGCAGUUUAGAAAUCAUUUGGUGCUAAAAGAAAUCAUUCAUGUUAGAAAUCUCUCCAAGGUACAUUCAUUGCAUUCUGAGAAACUUAACCUCACGACAAAGGCUGGGACGCUGCCCCUCUCGCUGUCCGACGAGCCUGGAGGCAACACCAGCUGAGUCACUGAGCGGCGAGUGGAAGGCGUCGCGCGGGCUUGAUGUCUCACAGCAGGCAGAGUGAGAAAGACGCUUCGCCUGGGACUGAUGUGUCACACUCAGUGAGAUGCUACCGACGCGUCUCGCUGCCAAACUGGCAACGUCUGACAAAUGGAGCGCAUUUACAAAUCUCACACCGCGCACAGAAGGCUGACAGAGGCGGAGUGUUACUGGUGUAAGACGUAGAGGAACGUGGGAGGAGAGUUUGCCAGUCACAUUCAAAAUAAAAAGAAAGAAAGGAAAGAAAAAAAAGCAGUUCUACCAGACUUCCAGGAUUGUUAAAUUCAAUAACAAUCCAAUUAUCCACAGACAAAAUAACACUAAUAAGUCUGGCUUAAGGAGGCCGAGUUGUGCAAAAACUUCCUCAUGUCCUGCAGUUCUAUGUGUAUGGAAGUAAAUCUGUGCCAGAGUUUGAAUUUUUAAGGUUGAAUUUUUUUUUUAGCACCAAAAUCAGAGUUUGAAGUUGAAUUUCUAAAGCAUCAAAAUAUUCAGCCUCAAAAACUUCAACCUAAAAAAGAUUCAACCUCAAAAAAUAGAAAAGCAGGGAGAAGCAAUCGAUCCCUGUCUCAAUCAGCCAAUGUUCAGCAGUGUAUCACGUCUUCUUUCAAUUUGGUCUCGUGUCUCAUGACCAAUGGAGCAAAACGUGAUUGGGUAAAUGUUGGCUGAUUGAGACAGGGAUUGAUUGCUUCUCCCUGCUUUUCUAUUUUUUGAGGUUGAAUUUUUAUUUUUCAUUGUUAAUUUUAGGUUGAAGUUUUUGAGGCUCAAUAUUUUGAUGCUAAACAACUUCAACCUUAGAAAUUCAACUUCAAACUCUGAUGGUGUAACGGAGACCAGCAGGUGUCGUUGUGCAUAUGUAGUUAGUAAACCUCACUCCCAACAGCUCAAAAGGAUUCUCUGGUCACAAGGCCAGAGCUCUGGGUUUUAGCCUUCUGGUUAGAGAGUCUGACUCCCAUGCCGAAGAUCAUGACUUCACGUCCCGAGGGGAGCAAAUGGGCGGAGUCAUAACAGAGUGCAGCCACCACAUUGGCACAGAUUUACUUCCAUAUAUGUGUUCUAUAACACAUAUCACAAAGUCCUAGAAGAGUUUGAUGCACCUUGAUACACGAGACGCACCCACACGGGCGAUUACAUUACUAACGUGUCCCCUUACUUUUGGAUGAAUCCCUUCAAUUUAAUGUGUUUGAUGCAUUUAGAAAACAGAGGAAUCAGCAUCCACAGCGAGAAAACAAACCAACUGCAAUAAGAACCAUUUCACGUGUCAGACGUCUAGAUAAGGAGAUCAUCAAAUUGAAUAAUAGAUGCAUGAAAACUUUUAAGUGGAACAGCUGAAACCAUUCUGUCCUGUUCUUUUUGGAACAUUGUGUCACCGUGCGUUGCGUUCGUGUUGUGCCCAUAUCUGUGUGUUUCAUAAACUGAGUGGCUCUGAAUCAGCGGCAGUCAGGCGAUAUUUGUUGUUGGUUGUCUGCUGAUGACUCAGUACUUCAGCGUGUCUGCAGAGAGAAUGAACCUGACCUUGGCUGGAAGAAUCUAUUCAGACAGUUUCACCUGUUAUACCCCCCCCCCCUUUAAAAAAAAACAAAAAAAAACAAACAAACUGCAGAUCCAUGGAGACCAGACAUCAGUUAGUGAAAGAAAGCUUCUGAAAGAUGCUUUUAUCUCCAAUCCUGAAGCACAGUUUCAAUAACAUCGAGCUUUACAGACCCGUAGGUCUGCAGCUGGCUGUUUCACAUUGGUACUUGUUUUUUGUGUCUUUUUCUUGUAAUGGCAUUAAAUAAUCAGACUUGUCUGAGACAUGUGCAUUUAAGUUUUGCAUAACAAUAGUUAAAAAUAAUAAUAAUAAUUCUCCCUUAUUUCUCAUCAUCUGCGGAAUUUCUACGACAAUCUACACUGUUCCUCACAGAAGGACAAUUUAUUUUAUUUCAUACAUGUGGAGUGAGUCACACAUUCACGACAUGUAAACUGACACGGGUGCACAAACUUCAUAUUGCACUGUGAAUUAUGUAGUUGUGACAAAACCUAGAGGCUGUUAGUCUGCAGAGGUUACACACAUGAGAUCAGUGUACAAAAGAUGUAAAUAUGUACAUUUGAAAUAUGUGCAUUAAGAUGUUAAAUAAAGAUCACUUUUCCAUGA